CGCGACGCGCCCGGCUCCUCUCGGCGGUGGCGGCCCAGGCCGAGGAGUCCGCGGUGGUGGCAGCGGCGGUGGCGGCGCUGUUCCCCGCGCGGUCCGCGCAGCGGGGUCCGGGCUGCGCGUCUCGGGCGGCGGCACUGCGGCCCCGGCCCGAGCCCGACCCCGGGUCCCCUCCCCUGCCGCCCCCCUCCUACGGGCCGCCCCCCCGGGCCCCACGUCCCUUCCCCCGCUGGCGGGGCCCGGACAGAAGAUGGUGCAGAAGAAAACAGCCGAACUUCAGGGCUUCCACCGUUCCUUCAAGGGGCAGAAUCCUUUCGAGCUGGCCUUCACCCUAGACCAGGCCCACCACGGGGAGCCUGACUUCAGCCCAGAGUGCCCGACCCGCCCUGAUAUGCCCACGAGCCAGCCCAUCGACAUCCCUGAUGCCAAGAAGAGAGGCAAAAAGAAGAAGAGAUGCCGGGCCACUGACAGCUUUUCAGGCAAGUUUGAAGAUGUCUACCAGCUGCAGGAGGACGUGCUUGGGGAGGGUGCCCAUGCCCGUGUGCAGACCUGCAUCAACCUCAUCACCAACCAGGAGUAUGCUGUCAAGAUCAUUGAGAAGCAGCCGGGCCACAUUCGGAGCAGGGUUUUCAGGGAAGUGGAGAUGCUGUAUCAGUGCCAGGGACACAGGAACGUCCUCGAGCUGAUUGAGUUCUUCGAGGAGGAGGACCGUUUCUACCUGGUGUUUGAGAAGAUGCGGGGUGGCUCCAUUCUCAGCCACAUACACAAGCGGCGGCACUUUAACGAGCUGGAGGCCAGCGUGGUGGUGCAGGACGUAGCCAGUGCCCUGGACUUCCUGCACAACAAAGGCAUCGCCCACAGGGACCUAAAGCCGGAAAACAUCCUCUGUGAGCACCCCAACCAGGUGUCCCCCGUGAAGAUCUGCGACUUUGACCUGGGCAGUGGCAUCAAACUCAACGGGGACUGCUCCCCCAUCUCCACCCCAGAACUGCUCACCCCGUGCGGCUCCGCGGAGUACAUGGCCCCGGAGGUAGUGGAGGCCUUCAGCGAGGAGGCCAGUAUCUACGACAAGCGCUGCGACCUCUGGAGCCUGGGCGUCAUCCUCUACAUCCUGCUCAGCGGCUACCCGCCCUUCGUGGGCCACUGCGGCAGCGACUGCGGCUGGGACCGCGGGGAGGCCUGCCCCGCCUGCCAGAACAUGCUGUUUGAGAGCAUCCAGGAGGGCAAGUACGAGUUUCCAGAGAAGGACUGGGCCCACAUCUCCUUUGCUGCCAAAGACCUCAUCUCCAAGCUCCUCGUCCGUGAUGCCAAGCAGAGGCUGAGCGCUGCCCAAGUCCUGCAGCACCCCUGGGUGCAGGGGUGCGCCCCAGAAAACACCCUGCCCACGCCCAUGGUCCUGCAGAGGAACAGCUGUGCCAAAGACCUCACUUCGUUCGCGGCAGAGGCCAUUGCCAUGAACCGGCAGCUGGCCCAGCGGGAGGAAGACGCGGCGGAGGAGGAGGCGGAGCAGGGCCAGCCCGUGGUCAUCCGAGCUACCUCACGCUGCUUGCAGCUGUCCCCGCCCUCCCAGUCCAAGCUGGCCCAGCGGCGGCAGCGCGCCAGCCUGUCUGCGGCCCCCGUGGUCCUGGUGGGAGACCACGCGUGACGCCUUCCUUCCCUCUGUACAUAGGCCUUCCCCAUCCAUCAGAUCUAAAAAGAUUUUUUAAGCUAUUGCCCGCCCGCCCUGACCAGCGGGCUCCCCUACCCCCUCCCCUUCCUCCCUCUCCCGGCUGGAUUCCGAGGCGCUCUGCUCAGCUCGGGGGUCUUUUUAUAUAAGGUUUUUGCUGUUGGUUGUUUUUUUUUUUUUUCUUUUUUUCUGUUUCUCUCCCCCCACCCCCCCUUCCAAUGGUGUUAAAAGCAAAGCAGGCUGGGGGGAGGAGAGCUGAGGGCGCGCGGCCGGGUGGGCCCUCCCGCCGCCCCGCCCGGGACGCCUCGGCCACUGUGAAGGCCCCUCCCUCCGCCCGCGGGACUCAGGAGAGGAGGGCGUGGCGUCUCCCGGGCCGGGCGGGGCCCCGCCGCCCUCUCCGGCCCUCGCGGUGUUUUCAGGGACCGGUCCACCCCCACUUCCCCUGGAUGAGACGGUAGCUCCUUCCCUCCUCACAGACACCCUGGCGGGCGGCGGGGCCGGGGGCUUCUCAGGUCUCCGCAGUCGCGGGAGCGGAGCCUGGGGCGGGGAGGGCGGAGUGACACCGCCCGCUGGACACCCCCACCCCCUCCCGCCGACUGACAAUCGGGGCUCCCUCGAACCUUGACCUUAAGCUGCAGCUGAUGGGCCCUCCUCUGGCCCCUCCACUGGGGACUGCCCACCCGAGAGGGGGGCGCCAGGGCAAGCGGGAGGGGCUGGACAGGCGCCCGUCAGCCGACGUGGGGGUCCCGCGGACCCCAGACCCGGGCACCCGAGUGCCCCUUCUCAGGGCUCAGUCUGACCACGGCCACGUCCUGCCCGGCCGCCCCUCGGGUCCGGCGUGGAUGCCCCGUCAGCCCCCCCUCCCCUGCCCCGGGCGGCGUCUCUGCCCCGCCCAUCUUCAGGAAAAGGCCGCAGCUGCUGCCCCGUCCGCCCGCGCCCGAGUCAGACGUUGUCGCGUGACCCGCCGGUCUGGGGAGUCUGGGCCCUCCCCGAUCUGACGCCUGGGCCCUCGGGUAGGAGACACUAUGCAAUACACAGGCUUCCUUUUCUACGUGCACACGGGCUUUUGCCGGGGCGAGGGGGUGGGGGGGCGCCGGCAGGCGGUCCCCGGGGUCCCGGCCGGCCUCUGAGGGUACCCCGAUCCGGCUUCUAGUCGUUCGUUCUGUUUCGUUAGUUUUCUAAAACAAAAGUUGACUUCCCUUCCCUGUUCUUGAAGAAUACUUGAAUGUGGGGGGAGGGGUUCGAGACGUGGGGAGCUCGGGCGCCGUUUCUGCGGUCCCCCCACGUCUGGAGGUUGUCGCAGUCCUAGGUGGCUGGUGGGGGCCGCCGCCCCUCCCCGCCCCCGCCCGCCGGAUCUGUGGACUGGCCUUUCCAAAGACUCCGGGGGUGGGGAGGCCAACCCCCACCAUCAUUUCUCUCCCAUUUGUGAUUCCAUGUUUUGCAACCGAGAAUUCUGCCUUUUUGUAAAAAAAAAAACAAACGGACUCUCGCCCGCUGCGAGGCGCCAUGGCCAUUUUACUCGGGAAAGCUGAGCUGUGAGCCGCUUUUUUUUUUUUUUUUUUUAAAUCCAAAGGUGGGACAUCCACUUCCUCCCCGCUGUCUCGAACAGUGAGGCCCGGAGGACUGGUCAGAACCGUUACUGUGAAUGAGCCUGGCUCUCAGGCUGCUCCGGCGCUGGGGGAAGGGGGUACAGCAGUGUUUCAAUGUUAAGAUGUGUAAAAAAAAAAAAAAAAAGAUUUUUUUAAAGUGGGGGAAAAACAUCCAAGCACUUUAACUCCACUCUACCAGGUGAGCUGAUACAGCUCAGAAGUUUUCCUUUACACCAACUGUCAAUGCCGGAAUUUUGUAUUCUGUUUUGUAAGGAUUUAAUAAAAGU
This is a messenger RNA of Cervus elaphus (red deer), 3539 nucleotides long. RefSeq names its product MAPK interacting serine/threonine kinase 2 (gene MKNK2). The record is from RefSeq and is a predicted model, not a curated record. NCBI's taxonomy places the organism in Eukaryota, Metazoa, Chordata, Mammalia, Artiodactyla, Cervidae. Gene Ontology annotation, cellular component: cytoplasm; nucleus. Gene Ontology annotation, molecular function: calcium/calmodulin-dependent protein kinase activity; ATP binding; calcium-dependent protein serine/threonine kinase activity. The transcript is spliced from 14 exons. The coding region runs from base 248 to 1642 and encodes 464 amino acids. Gene Ontology annotation, biological process: intracellular signal transduction; peptidyl-serine phosphorylation; protein autophosphorylation.